AGCAUAGUGAGUGCCGAUACCAGCACCGCUCAGAGAAAAUUCGAGCAGUCGCUCGUUCGCGCGCGCGAGGGAGUCCAGACAGACAGUCAAGAAAUAAAAGAAGGCGGGGGUUUAAUUAGCCAGACAAGCCAGUGUGUGAGAGAGAGUAUGAAUGUCUGACCGUCCUUCUCUCCGACCGUGUGAUCGAAGCCACUUCUUCUACGCUCUGACGGCAAUAAUAUCAAGUUGUCUGAUCCAGGACACCAGCAGCACAAUUGUGCCUGCGCUCGAGGGCCUUCAUUUCUUUUUCUUGAGGUUUCUUGGCCCACUUUCUCCAGGACACUGAGUGAGUGACGCUCUCGAGCACCUCCGUCCCUCGAGCAAUUCUUUCGGACUCGGCUUGACUAGAGCGAAGAAAGUUGGCAGAUGCCCGUUUGGCUGCACGACGAGGGGCUGCGAGCGAGCUCUUCGCAUGACGGGACGUUAUGCUCUCGUGUAUCUUGACAGCUCGGGGGGUUAAGAAGGUCAAACAAAGAGCAGGCGGUGGGGCCGAGCGGUGACGCUGCGAGAUUCGGAAUAAUGUCUGCUCGCGAAGAAUUGAGUUCGCUGUCCGCUUGUCGCCGCAUUCGUGGAGAGAUUUCGGAGGUCGAUGCCUGAGCAGCACUCGGUCCGCUUCCCAAACUCGAGGAGGACGAGGGAGGAGGGCUGCUUGAAGGUUGACGAGUUCAGAGCCGGAAGAAUUGCGCUGUGCUGCUGCGACUGAUCGAGUGAGUGAGGCCACGACACUUUAUUCUUUCUUUCUUUCUUUCUUUCUUCUCUUUCUUCUCUUUCUUCUUCUUCUUCUAUUCGCGUGAAGCAGUGCGUGCCUGGAUUGCAAGGCUGGAGCCGCAGACGGAUUUGUCUCGUGACAGCGCGAACGAGUUCUGCAGCUGAAAUUUAAUAUUGGGGUGGCCAAUCUCCAGGCCCAUGAUACGGUUCCCGUCGAUGCCGGCAACAUCAAUCCAGUAGCGAUGGUCGUAUAAAGCCUUGCAUUCUCGUUCCUUCAGGUGUGCGCCGGGACGAAGAGACAGGGUUCAGAGGGACGAGGACAGGAUUCAGUCCCAGGUCCUCGUUUGCAUUGCGGCAAGGGAGGCCGACCUCCAUGGAGACCUUCGAUCAGGCUGCACAGGUCUGUCUGCCUGCGAGACCCGCAGGCUUGACCUCGGAUUGAAUCUGAUCACAGCAGUUGUUCGAUUCAGUCGAGCUCGCGCUCGAGGUUCCUUCGAUAAACCAAAAACAAUUCCAGCUCUCGUCCCACUCCUACACACCAACGAACGUCUUCCAGCAGCUGAUGCACGAGGUCCAUCGAGCUCCCGAUGACGACCACCGAUGUCCGACAUGAGCGUCGAAUUGAAUUAAAUCGAAUCGAGCGGAAGUGAAUUGGUCUCCUCGGUGAUCGACUGAAUACGACGACGGCGGGAUCAGAAGCGCAGGGAAAAAGAGCAACGAGGGCAGAAUGACGACUGCCAUCAAGCCCCCGGGAGGUCGGCCCAAGGGGUUAAGGUUCAUGGUGUGGGUGAUAGGCUCGGUGUGCAUGAUAAUGUGCGUGCAGCUCUGGGUAUACGAGAGGAAAUGGUCGGAGCACCAUCCGGACGAUCCGGGCACCAACACAUUCAAGAGCCAGAACGCCAGCCAGAGUGCGGAAGACGAGGGCGCAGGGCUGCUGGAGGUGCGCGUGCGCGCGGUGGACGAGUCGUCGACGCUGCGCGAAAUUCUCGAGGCCGUGAGCAUGUGCGCGGCGGAUCCUGGCGCCGAGGUGCAGGCCGACACGGCCGAGUGCCUCGAGAAGCUGCUGGUCGAGUACCCGGCGCUAAGAACGCUGCAGCCGGCGCCACGCCUCGAGGCGCAGGACGACCAGGAGGCGGCGCAACAGCGCCGGCGCAUCGAGGCGCUGGAGGCGCAGAUCGCUGGCCUGAGUCGUAUGCUGCAGGCGUCGACUGAUUUCCGGGAACUCAAGGACACUCGCCGGCCGGGGCUCUCGGACGGUGACAUCGGCUGGUUCAUGAGCGACGUGCUGCUGCCUCCCGCCGGCGGCACCGGCGGGCGGCCGGAGAUGUUCGAGUUCCCGUCCGCGCUUUCGGAAGGCCGGAUCCUGUGCUUCCUGGGGAACGACACCAGCGACGGGACCAAGAAUCGGUACGGGCUGGCCUUCAAGGACUACCUGCCCAGCGGCGCGACGCUGCUGCCGGGACUGACCCUCGUGGCGGACAACUACUGGGACUACAACAACAUCUGGCACGGCAUGUCGGCGCUGCUGGGCUUCGUGUCGUGGCGCGUCGCGGAGGACUGCGCGCGCCCGUCGCGCCUUCUGCUCUUCCACUGGGGCGAGCUCGUGCCGGCCCUGGGCGCCUGGAUCGACAACGUCCUGCACGCGGCCUUCGGCGCGCGCCUGCCCGUCGAGCGCCUGGAGCAGGCGUCAGCCGCGCCCGUGUGCCUGGAGCGCGCCGUCGUCAGCCGCCGCGGCCUGGGCGGCAUGUCGGUGCCCCACAUGAACGCCAUGUUCCGCGCCGUCCGAUGCCGGGCUCGCAAGUUCUGCGCCAUCCCCGUCCCGGGCGCUCCGGCGGCGCGCGACGGCAUCCGGCUCACGCUCCUGGUCCGAUCCGGCGCGCGGUCGCUGGCCAACGUCACGGACGUCACGGCCAUCCUCUCCGACGAGUGCAGCAAGGUCGCCCUCUGUCAGCUGGAAGUGUCCUCCAUCGCCGACCUGUCCUUCUGCGACCAGGUGGCAUUGAUGAGCAGGACGGAUGUGCUGGUGAGCACUCACGGAGCGCAGCUGACCAACAUGAUGUUCAUGUCCGAGGGGGGCUACGUCAUGGAGAUGAUGCCCAAGGGCUGGCUGGAGUUCGCGGGAGUGGGGCAGUACAUUUACACAUGGUUGGCAGAAUGGACCAGGCUGAAGCACGAGGGAAUUUGGCGGGAUACGGACGGGCCAGACUGUCCUUUCGAUGCUUCGGAAACCCUCAAGUGUUUCUUCUUCUUCAAAGAUAUUGACGUCGGUCUCAACCGCACCCACCUCGCCCUCUGGACCGCUCAAACUCUGCAAAAGGCUCAACUGGACAAACAGCAGCAGCAGGAGGCUGCUACUGCAGAUCUGAAUCACACUCAGAUCGCUGCUGCUGCUGACGCACUCGGCGGCGGCAGCUGCCCCUGCGAUCAUGUAGAUAGUUUAGAACACGUCAGUCCUGUGGACGAAGAAGCUUAGAUUACCCUCUGUCCGUCCGUCCCUUCUUUCACACACAGCAGCAACAGCAUUCAUUACCUUGACCUAGAUUAGCGUGACCCUAAUGAUUUCAUACUUGUGGGUGAUUUGUCCCUUUAUUAUAUAUUUUCAAUCAGCACCCGAGAUCUUCCAUCACUGCUC
Marchantia polymorpha subsp. ruderalis is the source of this 3379-nucleotide messenger RNA. The record is from the annotation of a GenBank genome assembly. NCBI's taxonomy places the organism in Eukaryota, Viridiplantae, Streptophyta, Marchantiopsida, Marchantiales, Marchantiaceae.